GACUCUGACUCCGAGUCCCUCUCUCUCUCUCUCUCUCUCCCGCUCUUAAUUUCUCCUCGCACGGUCCUAAGAGCAGCCCGUGGCGUGGGCGCUUUUUGCGCACCAAGAGUUUAUGGGACAAGAGCCGCAGUGAUUUGCACGUUCUUUUUUUCCUCCUCCUCCUGCGGUGGCUCGUGGCUCGGUGGGUGUUCGAGUCCGAGAAGCGCGCGCUGGGGGCCAGGAGGGGAGGGGGGGGCGCACGGCACGGGGGCCCAUUAUGGGAGGUUGCGGGCGCGCGCCGUGAGGAUGAGCCACAGAAGCAGCCCCGCCAAGGCGUACGACUUCCUGCUCAAGUUCCUGCUGGUAGGGGACAGCGAUGUGGGCAAGGGGGAGAUCCUGUCCAGCCUGCAGGACGGCGCCAGCGAGUCCCCGUACGGCUACAACAUGGGAAUCGACUACAAGACGACCACUAUACUCUUGGAUGGAAGGAGGGUUAAAUUACAGCUUUGGGACACAUCUGGUCAAGGGAGAUUCUGCACCAUAUUCCGGUCCUACUCCAGAGGAGCGCAGGGUGUAAUCCUGGUGUAUGACAUCACAAAUCGCUGGUCCUUCGAUGGUAUCGACAGAUGGAUCAAGGAGAUUGAUGAGCAUGCCCCUGGUGUGCCCAAGAUCUUGGUGGGAAACCGCCUGCACCUGGCCUACAAGCGCCAGGUAACCACAGAACAGGCCCAAGUGUACGCGGAGCGCCUGGGCAUCACCUUCUUCGAGGUCAGCCCACUGUGCAACUUCAACAUCACAGAGUCCUUCACGGAGCUGGCCCGCAUUGUGCUCAUGCGCCACGGCAUGGAGCGUCUUUGGAGGCCCAAUAAAGUGUUGAGUCUACAAGAUCUGUGUUGCCGCUCCAUUGUGUCCUGCACACCGGUGCACCUUGUGGACAAGCUCCCCCUUCCAGUUGCCUUAAAAAGCCACCUGAAGUCCUUCUCCAUGGCCAAUGGGCUCAAUGCCAGGAUGAUGCAUGGCCGCUCCUACUCUGUCACUGCCAACGGCGCCGGUAAGAGGAACAGCCUGAAGAAAUCCAAGCUGAUCCGUCCUCCUCAAAGCCCAUCUCAGAGCUGCACAAGGAACAGCUGCAAGAUUUCAUAGUACUGAGGCUGCACCGCCUUCACCUGCACUCUGUGUCCUUCUGGGUCAGAUCAAGGCAGAGGCACCAACUGUGCUCUCCACACUCUUUUUUUUUUUUUUUUUUUCCCCCCCACCCUCCUGCUUUGCUCAACAGCUAACAGAUGGAGAGAGCAGGCCUGGAUUACCAACCUGAUUAUCUCCUCCUCUCAAGACUCUGGGUUCAGGGUUGUUGAAAGAGUUCUAGCUGGGAGUCUGCUGUUGGACAGUGCCAAGAGGUGACUCUUUAUUUGCCAAAAUUCUGAGAUCAUGAGAGUUUGACUUCUGAACUCAGUCUGAGGCACUGUUGCCAUUCUGUGUGGCGUAAGGAAACGUAUAUAAAUAUAUACAGUACUGUGCAAAAGUCUUGGGCAUUUAGAUGUUUCACCAAAAUAUUUGUUUUAGACAGUUAUUUAAUGU
This is a messenger RNA of Scleropages formosus (Asian bonytongue), 1557 nucleotides long. RefSeq names its product RAB40B, member RAS oncogene family (gene rab40b). Gene Ontology annotation, molecular function: GTP binding; GTPase activity. The transcript is spliced from 6 exons. The coding region runs from base 286 to 1122 and encodes 278 amino acids. Lineage: Eukaryota; Metazoa; Chordata; Actinopteri; Osteoglossiformes; Osteoglossidae. The record is from RefSeq and is a predicted model, not a curated record. Gene Ontology annotation, biological process: intracellular signal transduction.